UUCCCCUUGCUAGGGGCCCCCGACACAUUCAUACUGCUGCGCACGAGACAGCUGGUGGUUUCCUGCGGCAUAGACGGGAUCAGGAUUCAGGAACAACCAACAGAGCCUGCUAUAUGCACCUCCCAGUUAUUACUAACUGGCGGAGAUGGGACGCAAACCCGCACCACAGCCGCUGACACUGGCUGAUACCGCUGCCUCGGGCGAAGAUCCGCCCGCUGGUGAAACCCUCCCGAUUUCUUCGACACCCGACUCCACCUCUUCCAGGUCUCCCCGUUCUCCGUUCAGGUUUGCUCAGAAAAAGCCACAGAAAGUCGGAGGGAGACAACCUCUACAGGCUCCCGACGUCUCACCGCAGCAGCAACAGCUGCCGGAAGAAACCCAAUACCCCCCCAUAUCCUCGGCACUCUACCAAGAACAGCAACAACAGCAACAACAACAUCAUCAUCAUCCCGACAACCCCUCGAACCAGCUGCGCCAGCAGCAGCAGCAGCAGUUCCAGCACCAGCAACAGCACCAGCAACACGGCCACAGUCAUCGUCGCAAAGUCGAGGACAAGGGGUCUAAGUCGGGCUUCUUCCACCACUUCACCAAGUCAGCCGAUCGCCUCCAUACCCACCAGCAGGCAGGAUCUCGAAGCGAGAUUAUGUCAAGGGACACCGACCGCCCAGCCACAUCAAAACAGAAUCUCAAGCAAGCAGGUAAGAAAGCCGCCAACCGUUGCGACCUCCGCAGGGUCGAAGGUAGACCGUACGCGCAAGCUGGGCGAUCUGACACUGAUGAACACUCUCUAGUGCCUGCUUAUCCCGACCAGGUGGCCCAGAAAACUUUCCCAUCGACAGCUUCCAAAUCCGACCUCUCCCUCGUCUACUCAAACGAUCACGACGACCCCAACGGCGUGAAGAAAGAUAAACAGAAGCAUUUUCCCCUUUUGAACCGGACGAGAUCUAUCAAGGAGAAGGAUAAUUCCAGUCCGCAGGGUCACGUUCCAGUUGCGAUAAACGUGACCGAACCAGAGAGCGCACACUACCGCGGCCCUCCUUCCCUCAGGACUGCCCCAAUCCAUGCGCACGACCGAUCAUUCAGAGAAAUGAUGUCAUCCGCGGUGAGGAAUCACUCGGCCGAGCGGCCUCAGGGCAGGGACACAUACGGCAACAAGGGAAGAGAUCAUGAUAGGGAUCAUCAUGGCAGAUACCAACCCUCCUUUAGGGAAAACGGAGGCUCGACAUUUUUCAAUGGACUGAGGAGCUCGUCUAGCAAAGCAGCAGACUUGAUCAGCAAAGGCCUCUUUGGCAAACCAGCGAGGAGUGGUAGUACCACCGAGAGGGAACCAAUCGUGGACGAUGAGCAUUACGUUCUGAAAGUCAUCAAUCUGCCCCUUGUUGAGCAGACGCGCCGUACCCGAAUUUCGAAGAGGCUGGAAGAUUCACGGGACAAGACCGAGUUCUGGAUGCCUGCUUUCCCCUGGAGAGCCAUCGACUACCUCAACUACAAGGGCAGCGAUGUCGAGGGCCUGUAUCGAGUCCCGGGAAGUGGCCCGCAGAUCAAGAAAUGGCAGCGCAAGUUCGAUGAAGAGGGUGAUGUGGAUCUCUUUCUCCAGAAAGAUCUCUACGACAUCAACAUCAUCGGCUCAAUGCUGAAGGCAUGGCUGCGGGAACUGCCCGACGAACUCUUCCCCAAGGAUGCUCAAGACAGAAUCGCAAGAGAAUGCGUGGGCUCGGAGACGGUCCCACAGCUCUUGAUCGACGAGCUCUCCAACCUCACGCCAUUCAACUACUAUCUCCUCUUUGCGAUAACAUGCCACUUGAGCCUUCUGCUCGCUCACUCGGACAAGAACAAGAUGGACUUUCGCAAUUUAUGCAUUUGCUUCCAGCCCUGCAUGAAGAUUGAUGCCUUCUGCUUCAAGUUUUUGGUAUGCGAUUGGAGAGACUGUUGGAAAGGUUGCAAGAACGAAGCGAAGUUCAUCGAGGAGGAGUACGCGUUGUUUGACCAGACGCCUCCUCGGAGACUUGAGGACCCCUAUGGAACUAGCCCUGAAAGGGGGGUGGAAGAUCGCAAUGUAUCCUCCUCGGACAGCAGCAAACAGUCGAACCGCAGCGCGGACAACCGAAAACCUCGACUGAAGAAGAAGGCGCUGCCUGCGAUCGAGAAUGCCAGUGUUGAGGCAAACUCAACGGUUUCGACGACCGUCACCAUACAUAGCGGGCGAGAGACACCAUCUCGAAGGUCCGGAGAUCUUCGCCCGUUGUCCCCUAUCCAGCCACUGUCGCCUUUGGGCUUCUGAGCCGGGGGGGUUUACAGGCAAUCCCUUGACACUCCGAACCUCUUGAUUUUGGCGAGUCGGUCAUUUCGCUAUAAAUGACCGACUGGCCCACUCCAGUAUACUUACGACAUGACGCCACUGACGACUUUCCUUUGUCUUGAUCGAUUUGACUCGAUCUUCCGUCACUUCGACUGCACGACAUAGCCCUACC
Messenger RNA from Phialemonium atrogriseum, 2471 nucleotides. RefSeq lists its product as uncharacterized. The coding region runs from base 146 to 2281 and encodes 711 amino acids. The transcript is spliced from 2 exons. Gene Ontology annotation, cellular component: cytoplasm. NCBI's taxonomy places the organism in Eukaryota, Fungi, Ascomycota, Sordariomycetes, Cephalothecales, Cephalothecaceae. Gene Ontology annotation, biological process: signal transduction; regulation of GTPase activity. The record is from RefSeq and is a predicted model, not a curated record.